AUGUUGGAAGUACCAGCAUACCCAUUACCCGGGGCACCGAUAGUGGGGAAAUCUUUCAUAUCAUACUCAAUCGAAUUCGCUGACUUGGAUGACUUUACCGGGAAUCGUUCCACUCCGAAUCAGCUGUCAGUCAAUUUGAUCAACAACUUGAAGGACGUCGGCGGAUCCUACCCAAACAUUCGUGUUGGUGGUACAACUGCCAAUUAUGCAGUAUUCGUGAGCGAUCAAGAGGAACCCAUUAUUCUCCACUACGCGACUCCCGGAGCAGAUCAGCCUUACAGUGUAACAUGGGGCCCAACAUGGCUGGAUUACUUUGAUGUGCUCCCGGAGGGCAUUGAGUAUACACUUGGUCUCAGCUUCAAUUCUAGCACUUUAGGACAAACUGAGACGAUCCAGGAGGCGGCGGAAGCAUAUUCGGUGUUGAACCGCAGCCUUUAUGCUUUUGAAGUUGGGAAUGAGUUUGACGCAUACCCAGUGGAUCGAGAGACUCAAACAUGGAAGUUGCAGACGUACGUGGAUCAGUGGCUCGAGCGCACCGAUGCAGUAGCGGCGGAAGUCAUCGCUGACCAGGACGUCGAGGCAAUCUUCCAAGCUGGUGUUUUCGUUGCACCCAACACGGUCAGCAAUGAUAGCAGUUGGAACCCGAAGGCUGCCUUCGAAGACGGCAUUGCCACUACAGGGAAAGUAAAAUCCUUCAGUAUACAUCAGUAUUUCGGUGCUGCAUGUAGACCAGUAAAACCAACUCUGGCCGAUUCCCUGCUCAAUCAUACGUAUUUAACAUCGUACAUGUCUUAUCACGAAGAGAUGUCAACCUUCAUCACAUCGCAUGGAGUACGCUAUGUGAUUGGAGAGACCAACUCGAUAGCUUGUCAGGGUCUGGCAGGGGUGUCUGACGUGUUUGGCGCUGCUCUAUGGUCCAUUGACUACGCCCUAUAUGCAGCCUCGCUCAACGUAUCCUCUAUGUACUUUCACAUGGGGCUCGGGUAUCGAUAUGCAGCGUGGCAACCAGUAGUCAACGGAACCAAUCAGGCCGGACCUCGUCCUCUGUACUACGGCAACCUCAUUGCCGCAUCAACACUCGCGGGCGGCGACAAGCAAGUUCGUGUUCUCGCGAACGAGACAUCCUUCACCGCUUAUGGGAUCUAUAAGAAGACUGAGACCACAGUUUUACUGGAUAAGAUCGUCCUGCUGAAUCUGGUCCUGUACAACUCGACAGUAGGAGGUGAGCGGACCAGCCUAAGUGUGCAAUUGCCGGAGAGCGUGCUCAAUGGUAAGAGUUCUGCCGUUGUUCGACGGUUUACAGCUCCUGGCGCCGAAUCGACUCAAGAAGACAUUGAAUGGGCCGGUAGGAAGGUCUCAGACGAUGGGGUGAUUGUAGGGCAAGAAGUUGUUGAGCUGCUCAAAGGCGAUACAAUUCGAAUACCAGCGAGUGAAGCGGUCGUUAUCUCCUUUCGAAAGAUAUGUCGGUAG
This is a messenger RNA of Truncatella angustata, 1470 nucleotides long. RefSeq lists its product as uncharacterized. The coding region runs from base 1 to 1470 and encodes 489 amino acids. Lineage: Eukaryota; Fungi; Ascomycota; Sordariomycetes; Amphisphaeriales; Sporocadaceae. The record is from RefSeq and is a predicted model, not a curated record. The transcript is spliced from 5 exons.